Molecule: messenger RNA, 2442 nt
Organism: Capronia epimyces CBS 606.96
Lineage: Eukaryota; Fungi; Ascomycota; Eurotiomycetes; Chaetothyriales; Herpotrichiellaceae
Exons: 2
Coding region: 1-2442 (813 amino acids)
Biological process (GO): regulation of transcription by RNA polymerase II
Cellular component (GO): chromosome
Molecular function (GO): chromatin insulator sequence binding
Source: RefSeq, a predicted model, not a curated record
AUGGAUCAAAGCUCGCCGCUCUGUCAGCCCUCCUAUUUCAACCCUGAUCACGUCCCAGCAUACAGCUCGUUACCUUCGUCGACAGCUGCCCCGAGAACUUUCAUUCGCAACACUGAAUCUUCCGAGUCUGGACACACUACAGGUCUGACACCGAAAAGGCAAGGUCAGAAGCCUGCGCCCUUGAUGUGCCACGAGUGCAAGUACGCCGCGAAGAAUAGGUCGGACCUCAAGAAACAUAAUGCUCGCCAUGAGCGGCAGUAUAGGUGCCACUAUACCCAGUGCAUGCGCAAAGCGAAAGGGUUCGCGACCAAGAACGACCUCGACAGGCAUCUCAAGUCUGUGCAUCAUGAGAACAACCGCAACACCGAGUACUACAGGUGCUUUGCUGAAGGCUGCCCGAGAGCAGCCAGAAAUUGGCCUCGGUUGGAUAAUUUCAAGCAGCAUCUUCAAAAGGUGCACAAACACCAGGAUCAAGACCAUCUUCUGAAACUAUCCGAGCAAUGGUAUGAACAACAACAACAGCGUUUUGCUCAAGAGGAUGGUGCAGAGUCGAACAAUGUAGACACCCUACUCCCUUCCGGUCCGGUGACUCCCAUGAUGGCAGCACAAGAGGAAUAUCAAAACAACUGUCCAGCCCCCGAGCACCCUCCAGACACAUCCAUGACCACAGACAACCAAAUGGCACGAUCCUUGAGCUUUGAUCACCAGUUGCUGGAUCCUAGCCUUGUUUCCUCUACAUCGCCAGGCUUUUCUAUGCCUCAACGCGUCCAUCGCCGAAACGUUUCGAACCCUAACAGCGCCUCGAUGUUGCAACGACAGUUCCUGAAUCCUUCAGCCUACACGGACAAUCUCGCCUCCUCCGUGGCGACUAUGCAAAGGACACAAUCCCAACUGGAAUACUCGAACUAUUCGAAUGAUUUCCUGCUCACCGAUUCUUUUGACCCGAUGGGAAACUUUCAUUUCUCUACAGGCAAUCCAUGGCCAGGGUAUGGCCCCUUGACGACGAUGAAUCAUUCGUUCAAGUACGAUGCAGAAAAUGACCAGAUUCGUCGAGUGAAAGGGCCCCAUACUGUCGCCGCUCUCGAAUCCAACAGUUUGGCGGAGUUGACUACGCCUCAAGAACCCCCAUCAGCCAUGUCAAAUGAUCUGAGCGGCAGGCAAGAAGAACUUCUACUCAACAUUGGCGGGAGUACAGACAACACGGCAACUGGCGCGAGCUCUGAUACUUCACCCAACCAGACCUUCAAGGUCAACCUCAUCCCCCCGGAGAAUCAGACGCCAAUUGGCAAACUCCUUGAAGAUGAAAUCAACGCUUUUUUACUCGAACAUAGCUCAAAGUCAGAGAAGACCAGAGUCUCCAUGUCACAGGAAGACAUCAUCAACCUGGUCCGGUCGAGCUUGCGGUCCUUGUCCACCACCAACGCCAGUGGUGGUGGCUCCUCGGCGGGGCCUUCUACUGCUUCGCCCGCCUCGGCUGGCCCCGCCAGCAAGAAAUAUCCAGGCCACGAGAAGACCGCGUUUCGUUGCACAGUGGAGGGUUGCAGCAAGGUGUUACCACGCCAGAGUGAUCUAAGAAAGCACCUGAUCCGCCAUGAAAAGCCGUAUGGUUGCACCUCGGAUGGAUGCAACAAAACCUUUGGCAGUAAGAACGACUGGAAGAGACACGAGCAGACGCAGCACGAACAACUGGAGUGCUGGCUGUGUGUGGACUGUCAUGAAGUGUUCUACUACGAUCAAGACAACUAUAUCCAGCACAUGCGUGAAGCACACCCCGUGUGUCAUCCACAAGAUGGUCGUUACAAUGUGGGACAGUUCCAGAUCGCCGCCAACCACCAAGGACAUUAUUGGUGUGGCUUCUGCAAUCAAAUCAUGCGGCACAACAAACACGGCGUCGACGCGGUCAAUGCACGAUUCGAUCAUAUUGGCGAUCACUUCAACAAGGACAAAAAAGCCCCCAGAUCUUGGAUAGAACUGACCGGGCGGGGGAGACGGAAAGAGGAAUCUGUCCAGAAGCCUCGAGACCAGAGCCUUUCGCAGGUGGCACAAGCAGACAGUAUGCGAGGCGAGGCCGACAGCAUACUUUCGUCGUCCUCGUCCUCGUCCUCGUCACUGUCAUCCUCAUCGUUUUCCUUCGACGGCACGUCACUGGCCCAAGACCCGACUUCCUCGAUCCCGGUGAUUGCGAGGAUUCCGGAGCAACAGACUGAGGCUCAGGCAGAUAUGAGUUGCAACACAAACACCAAGACACGGGCUCCAGAGGUACGCACGCAACCACACCGCCGUCCUCAGCGACGGUUUCGCUGUGCGGACCUUAUCAUCUGUUGCUACUGCAAAGCCCCAUCUUCCCUCGAAUUGAGCUCUGCUUGUGAGGACCCGAGUUGUCUCCAUAAGUUUUGCUCGAGGUGUACCUUCAAAGCUGCCGCAGCGACGCUGAAAGAAUAA